AAUUAUUCAUUAUUUGUAAUCUUUUGCUCUACUGGCUUCCGCCUUCUGGAAACAUGAAGAAUAUUUGCUUAUUCUGUGCUUGCUUCUUCAAUUUCUUGGCGAUACUAUAUGCAACAGAACCUGCGAAAUCAGUUUGCUCAGAAAAGGAAAAAGCUCUCGCUUUACUCGAAACAGCUGACAAUUUUCUCACCAAAGCAAGAGACGCUUAUCCGUCUUGCAAAAAUAAUUCAAAUUCGACAGAUCAGUGUGAUAAUGAAAAGUCUUUGGCCUACAUUAAAAUCUCAAAGAAGCUGAUUUCCGAUGUAAGAGAAGUCUUCCCUUCAUGUUCCAAACUUACUGUAGAUGAGGACAAAUAUGUCUUUAAGGAGGAGAAAUACAGUGAUUGCUCUGAACUUCAAGCAAAUGGACGCAAUAAGAGCGGUAUUUACGUAAUAUGGCCCAGGGAAUUCCCCACAGAAAGAUCCCUGAAAGUCUUUUGCGAUAUGGAAACGGAUGGUGGAGGAUGGACGGUGAUCCAGAGAAGAGGGAAAUUCUCGUUUCAAAUAGACUUCAAUAAAAAUUGGGAACGCUACAAGAAUGGUUUCGGCAAUUUAACUAAAGAGUUUUGGUUAGGUAAUGAAAACAUACGUGUUUUGUGUCUUAGAGGGUGCAAAAUACGUUUUGAUCUCCAAGAGGAGAAAGGAGGUAGAUUUUUUGCAGUUUAUGAGGACUUUAGCCUAUCAAGCACCAAUUAUCGCUUAGAUAUCAGUGGCUACUCAGGAAAUGCAACUGAUGCCAUGAAGUACCUCGAUCAAAAUGAAUUUUCCACAAAAGACAAAGACAUCACUGGAAAAGCUAAGGAAUAUAAGUCGGGUUGGUGGCAUGGAGUACAUUGCAAUUUAAAUGGCAUCUACCAACCAGGCAAAGAUGGAGUAGAAAAUGUUUACUGGUUUAGAGAAGAUUUUGAGAUUUUGUCGUCUGUGGAAAUAAAAGUGAAGCCAAAUUAAAUCGAAUUCGUAAUAUAUGAAAAACUACAAUGCAUCUGUAAUCAUGUGGAUAAUUAGUCUUGUGUUAUAAAAUAGUGUCGAUCAAUAAAAAAUUUCCUAAUUCUAUUGAAAUAGAAAACUUAAUUAUUUUUAAUAAAAAACA
This is a messenger RNA of Argiope bruennichi, 1128 nucleotides long. RefSeq names its product techylectin-5A-like. Lineage: Eukaryota; Metazoa; Arthropoda; Arachnida; Araneae; Araneidae. The coding region runs from base 54 to 986 and encodes 310 amino acids. The transcript has 7 exons. The record is from RefSeq and is a predicted model, not a curated record.